CCGAAAUCCGCAGAGAAGACCUCUAGGUGAAGCAGAUCGCGAGAUCCGCAGCCGCGUAUUUGUGGCGCGCUAAUCAAAGGGGGACGGAAGUGACGUCAGGGGCGUCCCAUGUUACCAUAGAGAAGCCGUCACUGUGACAGCUUGUUCCUGUAUGUAUCAUGUCCACGUUUCGCUGGUCUCGCUCUCUUCAGCUAACACUGGCGGUUAUUAAGCCAGACGCAGUGGCACAUCCGAUUAUAUCUGAUGCUGUACAUCAGAGGAUAAUAGACAACAAGUUCCUUAUAGUAAGGAAUAAGGAACUUCAGUGGAAAGCAAAAGAUUCUGAACAUUUUUACCACGAACAUGCAGGACGCUUCUUCUAUCAGCGGUUGGUGGAGUUUAUGUCAAGCGGUCCAUUGCGUGCAUAUAUACUGGCUCAUGAGGAUGCAAUCCAACUGUGGAGGAAUAUUAUGGGUCCAACAAAAGUGUUCAGGGCCCGUAUUACAGCACCCGAAACUAUCAGAGGUGAUUUAGGAUUGACCGACACACGUAACACAACACAUGGCUCAGAUUCAGUGGAGUCUGCCUGCAGAGAAAUUUCAGUCUUCUUCCCUGAAUUUGAUGUUAGUAAUUGGUAUAAGGAACAGGAGCCUCUAUAUCGUGCUGGACCAAUAUGUUAUGAUGAAGAGACACUAGAGCACCGACUUGUGGAAAAAUGAGCAGGUUCCUGGACUUGCAGUAACGGAAUAGUGUACAGUCUGUAGUGUAAUGUCAGGGGGCGUCUGAAAAUGUUCUUACAGAAGUGAAAGACCUUCUGAUCAGCUCAAAAGUCUGAAAUCUCCGUCAUACAGUUAAGACCGAAGAGAGCUGUGGCAAUACAGUCUGUUCAGAAAUGACCAGUUCACAGUUUAAUUUUUUCAUGGUAAAUGGUUUAUGCUUAUAAACAAAAUACACAUUUCUACAGGAUGAAUAACACAACACAUUAUUAUGCUAACAUGAUGUCUUGCAUUUGUCUUGACAGACCAAGAUAUAUUAUCUUAAAGGAAAAGGUGGCAAGGAGCUAUUAAAGAGGUCCAAUGCAAGGUUAAGUUUAGAUGUCAUGUUGGCACACUAAUUUCUUAAGAAUAUGACAGUCACAUAGAAAUAUAGUGAAAGACUCUGAUAAUAACCUAAUUGAAAAGAUUGGUUUUGGCACAAACUUUAAAGGGGUACUACCCUGGAAAACUUUUUUAUUUAUUUAUUUUUAAAUCAACUGAUGCCAGAAAGUUAAACGGAUUAGAAAAUUCCUUUUUUUAAUUUAAUUUAAUAAUAUUAAUCCUUCCAGUACCUAUCGGCUGCUGUAUGUUCCAGAAAGUUACUUUCUUUUUGAAUUUCCUUUCUGUCUGACCACAGUGCUCUCUGCUGACACCUCUGUCCAUGUCAGGAACUGUCCAGAGUACAUGUAAAUCCCCAUAGAAAAGCUCUCCUGCUCUGGACAGUUCCUGACAUGGACAUAGGUGUCAGCAGAGAGCACUGUGGUCAGACAGAAAGGGAAUUCAAAAAGAAAAGAACUUCCUGUGGAGCAUAUAGCAGCUGAUAAGUACUGGAAGGGUUAAGAUUUACAAAUCUGUUUAACUUUCUGCCAGCAUGUAGGUCCACCUGUGUGGCCGGCAACAUAUCAGCCAACUUGGGUGGGGCUCAUAGCUUUCCUGCCUCCUCCAACUGUAUGUGUGCCCAGCCACACUGUAGUGAAAUGGGAGCAGACUGUGAGUCGGACCUAAUGCCUCUGUAAUUGCUCACUGGCCCCUGUUUUGCUUAUCACGCACAAGUAGGUUUAGUGUUAGGUCCCGUGCCACUUGAGAAACCUUGGCGUUGGUGUGCGGGCUCUGGUAUGUCCUUCAUACAAGGAUAUACUGGCUAACAUCUCAAUUUUAACAUUAGUUUUGAGGGUUAGCUAAUGUCAUUGUUUACAUCUACCACAGUAGUGCACCUAAAUGUAUGUAUUAUUCUAUAUGUUACACAUCCACACCGUUUAUCUGGUGUAGGAUUCUAUUGUGACACUUGUAGUCUGCUGCAGGCAUCCUCCAUUGUAUGCAUUUUUAUGCUGGGGCUCACGCCUAGCAACAGACUAUAAGGGCAGGAUCUGCUCCCCCAGUAUAAAUGCACAACCGCAUUUGGGGUUGAGAACCUCCUGCUUUUUGAGACCACGUUUUUUUCUUGUUGUUCAAAUCUUAUAAACAAAAUACACAUUUCUACAGGAUGAAUAACACAACACAUUAUUAUGCUAACAUGAUGUCUUACAAGAUAUAUUGGCCCUCAUUUACUAAAGGAUUCACAACUGUUUUUAUCUGUUUGUGCGCCUAAAUUUCUGUCACAACAACCAUGCGACCAAAUGUGCGGUCAAAAUUUACACAACAAAACCGACAGUUUUGCAAACACUCAGUUUUUUGUUUUAACCUAGAAAAGGGGUGCUGUUUUUGUUAAAAGGGGCAUGGUCCCGACAAAAAGCUAAAAACACCCUGAGUAAGUUGGAAUACACUCUGUACAUUGUAUGAAUUGUUUGCUGAAAAACCGACAGCCAAGAGGAUGUGUAAAAACUACCAAAAGCGAGUGAUUUUGGUAAAGGCACAGCUUAACGUGGUUUAACUAUUCGCUCUUUUUUUUCUCUCAUUGUUUUACGCUAGGAUUUUUAGAAUAUGCAAUGCUAAACUUUAUGCCUUUUAAUU
Molecule: messenger RNA, 2684 nt
Organism: Hyla sarda
Lineage: Eukaryota; Metazoa; Chordata; Amphibia; Anura; Hylidae
Gene: NME6
Product: NME/NM23 nucleoside diphosphate kinase 6
Exons: 6
Coding region: 159-698 (179 amino acids)
Biological process (GO): GTP biosynthetic process; UTP biosynthetic process; CTP biosynthetic process
Molecular function (GO): nucleoside diphosphate kinase activity
Source: RefSeq, a predicted model, not a curated record